Durio zibethinus is the source of this 2435-nucleotide messenger RNA. RefSeq names its product pachytene checkpoint protein 2 homolog. Gene Ontology annotation, cellular component: chromosome; nucleus. Gene Ontology annotation, molecular function: ATP hydrolysis activity; ATP binding. Gene Ontology annotation, biological process: meiotic recombination checkpoint signaling; reciprocal meiotic recombination. NCBI's taxonomy places the organism in Eukaryota, Viridiplantae, Streptophyta, Magnoliopsida, Malvales, Malvaceae. The record is from RefSeq and is a predicted model, not a curated record.
UUCUCCCAUCUAGGGUUUCUGCUUUAACUCUCAAAAACCCGAUUGCUAUGCCAUUCACACUAUAAUCCGUAAUCCCUCAAAUCUCCCAACCAAAUUGUAUGGGCUCUCCCAUGGAGAUUUCCGUUCCAAACGCCGCAGACGUCAACGGCAACGCUUUAGCACCACCCCCGGCAUCACCUUCUCCUACUGUCCCCCAUGACAAAUUUCACGUUUCCGUUGAAGUUUGCUUAAAACCUUCAAGCACAGCAUGUCCUGACCAUGUCCGAAAAGCCGUUGAACAAAUGCUUGAAAAGAGGAGCGUGAGCUAUGUUGAUGGUCCUAUACCGGUGCCUAGUGAUGACCCAUUUCUCAUGGAAAAUGUUCAUAGAAUCCGUAUUUGUGACACGGAUGAAUGGGUGAAGAACCAUGAUAUUCUUUUGUUCUGGCAAGUGAAACUUGUUGUUCAUGUCUUUCAGCUUAGUGAGGAAGGACCAUGUGAAGAAUUAGGUGCAGAUGGCCAGUUGUCCAGCUUCAAUGAAUGGAUUCUUCCUGCUAAGGAAUUUGAUGGCAUGUGGGAAAGCUGAAUCUAUGACUCUGGCCUCAAGCAGAGGUUAUUGCGGUAUGCAGCCAGUGCAUUGCUUUUUACUGAAAAAGGUGUUGAUCCUUUCCUUGUGUCAUGGAACCGCAUUAUUCUAUUACGUGGACCCCCAGGGACAGGAAAGACAUUUUUAUAUAAAGCGCUGGCACAAAAACUAUCCAUUAGAUUCAGCUCUAGGUAUCCACUGUGCCAAUUGAUUGAAGUUAAUGCACAUUCUUUGUUUAGUAAAUGGUUCUCUGAAAGUGGCAAGUUGGUUGCAAAGCUUUUUCAAAAAAUUCAAGAAAUGGUAGAGGAAGAAAACAACCUGGUAUUUGUUUUAAUUGAUGAAGUUGAAAGUCUUGCUGCUACUAGAAAGGCUGCUUUGUCUGCUUCCGAGCCUUCAGAUUCCAUUGGGGUUGUAAAUGCGCUAUUAACUCAGAUGGAUAAGUUGAAAUCAUCUCCCAAUGUUAUAAUUUUGACUACGUCCAAUAUAACUGCUGCUAUUGACAUUGCAUUUGUUGAUCGAGCUGAUUUUAAAGCAUACGUGGGGCCUCCCUUUCAGGCUCGUUAUGAAAUUUUAAGGUCCUGCUUGCAGGAACUUAUUCGGACAGGAUUCAUAUCAAGCAUCCAGGGUUCAAGCCAAUCCAUCCUUCCAGAUUUUGUUACUUUGAAAAAGAAACUGAAUAUGCAUGAGGUUCAGGAGGUUCAAACAACACUUAAUCUAUGUAAACCAUUAUUAGAGGUUGCAGAAGCAUGUGAGGGAUUGAGUGAAAGAUCAUUAAGAAAACUUCCAUUUUUGGCGCAUGCAGCUCUGAACAACCCUUUUUGUUGUGACCCUAGUAAGUUUUUGUACACAAUGAUAGAGACAACUAGGACGGAGCGUUCUGAGCUACCUGACUGAAAUAAAGAAGUUUUAUGUUGGUGUAAAUCGGAUGUUUUUCAUGCUUGAUAUGUUAUAACAUUGCUUAAGUCUUCACUAAUGUUAUAACAAUGUGUAUAAAUCUUGGCAAGCAACGAGGCUAUGGGGUAGAGUCAGACACGAGAUUAUUAGUAAUAUCUGGUGAAAACAUGGGUUGAGGAUUCCUUUCUUGAGUGAAACAAGUUUUAUUCGCCCUAGCAAGGACAUUUCUAUAAAGAAAGUUCCUAUUAGAAGUGCAACAGCUCGUGUGUACUUGUCAGUGCUGACACCCGUUUCGAAAUGUUAGAUUUAACAUGUUUGACACAUCUGUAACCAAAGCAGAAAACCGUAAAUAUUUGAGGGGACUAGAUACAUUUUAUUCUAAUCCUGGUUAAAGCUGGCUAACGUACAUUUUUAUACAGAAUAAAUGUAUCUUUGAGCUAAAAUAACUGCACUUGCUCUGUAUAGAACCACUGAAUGUACUGCUCAACCUAAUUUAACCAGCCACAAUAACAGUUAAGAUGAAUACUGCAAAACCUUACAACUUGUCAAGCUUAAGUUCCCCAAAUAAGAUUCAGAGAAUUUUACUCAUGAGUCGAUGCUAAAUUAAACUUGCUUAGGUCGGUCUCUAAGUCAUCAGAACAGUCGUUGGGUUUUGUAGAGAAGUAAAAGGCUUGGAUGGGCGUUUAGUAAAUGAGAAGAGUGUGGUUGAAAGGAGAGAAGUGAAGAGAAGCGGGAGAAGGAAGAAGUUGAGCUGACUCCGGAGUGGAGAGGCGAGGAUUGCCUUGGACCGAUUCAUGAUGGUUGCUCUUUGGGGUUUGGAGUUGCAGGCAGGCAGCAUAAACAAAGGAUUCCAAGAGUUUAUGGCUUUGGGUUAGAAAACUGCUUUAGUCACUGCGUCUGUGAGGGAAGGUUUCCCAGUUAUUUUGGGCUGGACCCAGCCUAUCAAAUUUGGGCAGAGCCUUGUUCAAGUAAAUUGUU